UUAUCUACCCUGGAAAAUGUUGUAACCACCCUCUUUACGCUAAGCUGAUCUCUCCUCUUCAUUGGUCACUCAUCAGUGGGGGUUUUGAUAGGCAUAUAGCCAGAGGCUGCUCCUUCUUUCUUUCUUUCUUUCUUGCAUGGCUAUUGGAAACCCACUCUUUCCAGAUUGCUGCUGUCAAGAUCACAACUGAUGGCUGAGCACGUGCUUGUGAUUGGCAGCGGAGGUAGAGAACAUGCUCUGGCUUGGAAACUGGCACAGUCUCCACAUGUGAAACAGGUUCUGGUCGCGCCUGGAAAUGCUGGUACAGCUAAGGAUGGGAAAAUCUCUAACUCAGUUAUCUCAGUCAGUGAUCACACUGCUCUUGCCAAAUACUGUAAAGACCAGAAGAUUGGACUUGUGGUGGUUGGUCCAGAAGUCCCUCUUGCUGCCGGAAUUGUUGAUGACUUGACAGCUGCUGGUGUUAGAUGUUUUGGUCCUACUGCAAAGGCAGCUCAACUGGAGUCCAGCAAGAGCUUUUCCAAAGCCUUUUUGGAUCGUCAUGACAUUCCAACUGCAAGAUGGAAAGCUUUCACUAAUGCAAAAGAAGCGUGUGCCUUUAUUACCAGUGCGGCUUUCCCUGCCCUAGUUGUAAAGGCAAGUGGUCUGGCGGCCGGAAAAGGUGUGAUUGUGGCCUCUAAUAAAGAAGAUGCUUGCAAAGCUGUCCAUGAAAUAAUGCAAGAUAAAACCUUUGGAACAGCCGGAGAAACAGUUGUUGUUGAGGAGCUUCUUGAUGGAGAAGAGGUUUCUUGUUUAUGCUUUACGGAUGGUGUCACUGUUGCCCCAAUGCCACCUGCCCAGGAUCACAAACGCUUAAUGGAUGGAGAUCAGGGCCCAAACACAGGCGGCAUGGGUGCAUAUUCCCCAGCACCUCAGCUGUCCAAGGAUCUUCUUCUGAAAAUCAGAAAUUCUAUUCUCCAGAAAACAGUUGAUGGUAUGAGAAAAGAGGGUAUUCCUUACAUUGGUGUCCUGUAUGCUGGAUUAAUGCUAACCAAAGAUGGACCUAAAGUCUUAGAGUUCAACUGUAGAUUUGGUGACCCGGAAUGUCAAGUAAUUCUCCCACUACUUAAGAGUGACCUUUAUGAGGUUAUACAAGCAACGAUGGAUCGAAAAUUAUCUUGCCACAUGCCUGUUUGGUUAGAAGACUGGGCAGCUGUGACUGUAGUCAUGGCUAGUGAAGGCUAUCCAGGAAGCUAUCCUAAGGGUUUGGAAAUAACAGGAUUUCCUCGGGCCAAAGAGCUGGGUUUGCAGGUGUUCCAUGCAGGCACAGCCAUGAAAGAUGGCAAAGUGGUGACCAAUGGCGGCAGAGUCCUCACUGUGACAGCUAUCAAGAAGGACCUUGUCACUGCACUGGAAGAAGCCAACAAAGGAGUAGGAGUCAUCCAGUUCAAAGGGGCCAUUUAUAGAAAGGAUAUUGGUUAUCGGGCUAUAGCUUUCCUUAAAGAAUCCAGGGGCCUGACUUACAAAGACAGUGGUGUAGAUAUUGCAGCUGGUAACACGUUGGUUCAGAACAUUAAACCUUUAGCAGCGGCCACAUCUAGGCCAGGCUGUAAUGCUGACCUAGGAGGGUUUGCUGGCCUCUUUGACUUGAAAGCAGCUGGAUAUAAAGAUCCAAUUUUGGUAUCUGGAACUGAUGGUGUCGGAACGAAGCUCAAGAUUGCCCAACUAUGCAAUAAGCACGACACCAUUGGUCAAGACUUGGUUGCCAUGUGUGUCAAUGAUAUCCUAGCUCAGGGAGCUGAGCCCCUCUUUUUCCUGGACUAUUUUGCCUGUGGGAAACUUGAUGUCGGGACGGCUCAGACAGUCAUCGCUGGAAUAGCUGAAGCUUGUAAACUGGCAGGAUGUGCGCUCCUCGGAGGAGAAACGGCUGAAAUGCCUGGCAUGUACCCACCGGGAGAGUAUGACCUGGGGGGCUUUGCCGUUGGCGCUGUGGAACGAAACCAGAUGCUUCCCAAGCUGGACAGAAUUGUCGAGGGAGAUGCGAUUAUUGGAAUAGCUUCCUCUGGUGUUCACAGCAACGGGUUUAGCCUUGUGAGAAAGAUUGUCGAAAAGUCCUCUUUAGAUUUUUCCUCUCCUCCAGUGGGCCGCUCUGGUAACCAGACAUUAGGAGAACAACUGCUUACGCCCACUAAAAUCUAUAGCAAGAUUCUCCUGCCGGUUCUUCGUUCAGGCUACGUGAAGGCCUAUGCCCAUAUCACUGGAGGAGGACUGCUGGAGAACAUUCCACGUGUACUCCCAGCAUCCUUUGGGGUAGUUCUAGAUGCCCUAAGCUGGAAGAUACCCGACAUCUUUUCUUGGCUUCAGAAAGAGGGAAAUCUGUCAGAGGAAGAAAUGGCUCGAACAUUUAAUUGUGGGAUUGGUUCAGUCCUGGUUGUGCAGAAGGAGCUGGCUGGGCAGGUCCUGAAGGACAUCCAGAGGCAUGAAGAGGCCUGGCUGAUUGGAAAAGUUGUACGCCGUCAAGCAGGGUCUGCCCAUGUUGAAGUCAAUAACUUACUUCAGGCCUUGCAAGCAAAUAGGAUAGAGUCCUUCCACAGCCAACGAAGCAAAACCCAACCAAGCAAAACAAGGGUCGGCGUCCUCAUCUCUGGAACAGGUACAAAUCUGGAAGCUUUAAUAACCAGUACAAAAAAGCCAACUAGCUAUGCACAAAUAGUCCUUGUCAUUUCUAACAAAGCUGGUGUAGAAGGGCUAAGAAAAGCUGAAAGAGCUGGCAUUCCUACAAAAGUAAUUGACCACAAGCUGUACAGCAGCCGCACAGAGUUUGACAGCGCAGUUGAUAAAGUCCUUGAAGAGUUCUCAGUUGAGCUGGUCUGCCUUGCGGGAUUUAUGCGAAUCUUAUCUGGUCCUUUUGUCAGAAAGUGGGAUGGAAAAAUACUGAAUAUUCACCCAUCUUUGCUGCCUUCAUUUAAAGGAGCAAAUGCUCAUAGACUGGUACUGGAGGCUGGAGUCAGAGUCACUGGUUGUACUGUGCACUUUGUUGCUGAAGAAGUUGAUGCUGGAGCAAUCAUUUUUCAAGAGCCAGUCCCCGUGAAGAUUGGAGACACAGAGGAGACUUUAUGCGAAAGGGUGAAGGAGGCAGAGCACAGAGCCUUCCCUGCUGCUAUGCAGUUAGUUGCAAGCGGAGAAGUACAGCUAGGAGGAGAUGGGAAGUUACGCUGGAAUUCGGGAAAGCACAACUGAAAUGCAGGAGACAAGAAAACAGCAACAACUAUGAUGCAUAAUUUUUGCUUUAAUUCUGUAGCAUAGGGCAGCAAGAUGAGAAAGCCAAACAGAGCCAAAUUGGGAAGGGGAUGAAUUUGCCAUCUCAAAUAUUCAAAUACUUUUGCCAUAAUACAGGUUCUUAAAAUGGACCUCUGCAGACGCAGGUCCUCAUGGUAAACCAUUUGUAUGAUUAACGCCAGGGUUGCCCACAGCAUCGUGAAAGGUGCACUGAAAUAUCCAAAGCCCUUGUGGGCAACCAUUUCACUCAAACAGAUUGCUACCUAGUACAGUACAAACUAUGCCAUGCCUGCAUCAAGGGGCCAGCUACAUGGCAGUGCCCUUGUCUAAAUCAGGCGUCGCCUUCACAAACAGACUAUGCCUACUCCCAGGAAAAGUGAAUACACAGUAAAACUAUAUGUGGUCACAGCAUUAAUUAGGCAUUUUAACAUCCAUCCUUUUAACAUUUCUUUCUGAAUAGCAAGGUGAAUCAGAAUCAGGUUUUUUGGCCAUAGUGCUAAAAAUUGAAGUAUUUCAUAGCAAUUGGUGAGCACAAGAAAAUCAAAGAAAUACAUGGCAGUAACCAGGGCUGUAAUCAGCUAAUCACAUGUGGGAAAUUUAAUCCCCACCCCUUUCCUAAAUAUAUUAUACUGUGAAACAUAUUUUAAUUCUCUAUUAAAACUGGACCCAUGACAUCAUGGAGACAUGCAAUAACUUGUACUUCAGUAUGUUUGUAUCAUAGCUAGAAAGCACAGUGAGGAUGGAAUUCACCUAACUCGUGUUUGAAAGAAAAGAAGUAGGCACCUACAUAUUAAUGUGCCUUUUUAAAAAAAAUCAUCAUGAUGGUUCAUUAGAGAGAAUGCAAUAUUUCCACUGUGUUAUGAUUUUGCUAUAUACAAAACUAAUCAGUGUUCAAAUGCUAAGCUUCCAUAUAGCACAGUACUGUUACAUUCCUCUUAUCUGUAUUGUACCCAAAUGUUCAGUGGUAUCAAACCCCAUUCUAAUAAA
Molecule: messenger RNA, 4242 nt
Organism: Lacerta agilis (Sand lizard)
Lineage: Eukaryota; Metazoa; Chordata; Lepidosauria; Squamata; Lacertidae
Product: trifunctional purine biosynthetic protein adenosine-3
Exons: 22
Coding region: 190-3216 (1008 amino acids)
Biological process (GO): 'de novo' IMP biosynthetic process; adenine biosynthetic process
Cellular component (GO): cytosol
Molecular function (GO): phosphoribosylformylglycinamidine cyclo-ligase activity; phosphoribosylglycinamide formyltransferase activity; phosphoribosylamine-glycine ligase activity
Source: RefSeq, a predicted model, not a curated record